Harpegnathos saltator (Jerdon's jumping ant) is the source of this 1500-nucleotide messenger RNA. Its product is annotated as histidine-rich glycoprotein. NCBI's taxonomy places the organism in Eukaryota, Metazoa, Arthropoda, Insecta, Hymenoptera, Formicidae. The record is from RefSeq and is a predicted model, not a curated record. The coding region runs from base 199 to 1071 and encodes 290 amino acids. The transcript has a single exon.
GCCGCCGCCGUGGCCGCGGCACGGAGGAGAUUGGCGCGAAAUUUAGGAACACUUGCGGUCGUGCGGAUGAAAGUGGACUCUCGCGGCGGAAACGGCUACGGCCGGCGCGCCAUGGCGGAAGUAGCCGGAGCAUCGAUAUUUAAGUGUCAACCGUAGUAGCGUCGGCCAUCAGUCCGAUCGAAUCCGGGCGCGAUCGAGAUGGUGAGAGCUGCGAUGCUAUUUCUGCCGUUCAUCGCAAUAUGUUCGCUCACGUUACAGCCGACCUGCCACGCCCGGGACUUGGCCGGCGGCGCGAGAUCGCAUGUCAGCCGGCGCGACGUGGAAGGCCAGAACGGUGACCGUCAUGUGGGUCACCUGGGGGUCGUCGCCGACGCGGUGUCGUCGCCGGCGGUGGCCGCGGCGGACGCGGCCGGCGCCGACCUGGACACCGCGGCGACCGGCCACAAGGGUCACCACCACGAGUCCGGCGGUGGUCACAAGCACGAGUCUCAUCAUCAUGAGGAGCACGGCGGGAAGGGCGAGAAGGGCCACAAGAGUCAUCACCACCAUGACAAGAGCGAGAGUGGUAAGCACGACAAGGAGCACCACGCCGGCCACCAUGAGGAGCACGGCGGCAAGAAGAAGGGCCACCACGACGAGCACGAGAAGUACGGCGAGCACCACGAGGGCGAGAAGGGCCACAAGGGGGGCAAGUUCGGCGAGAAGAAGGGCCACAAGAAGGGCCACAAGACCAAGGGCUACCACAACAAGUUCCACAAGGACGAGUACCACAAGGAGCACAAGUUCUACGACGACUACCACAAGGGCGGCCACCACGAGAAGCACGGCGACUUCCACGGCCACCACGAGAAGAAGGAGGGCCACCAUAAGAAGGGCGGUCAUCAUCAUUCCGGUUAUCACGAGGAUCACCACGGUAAGAAGGGCCACCACGACAAAGGCCACCACGACGAGGACCACCACGGCCAUCACGGCAAGCACGGCCACGAGCAGCAUCACGACCAUCACGACGCCUACGGCAAGAAGGGCGACCAUCAUUCCGGGAAGAAGUACGGCUACAAGAAGGGACACUAGGCUUGUACGGAGGACGAACGCUCAAUCUACGACUACCGGUAGUUCUUUUCCUUCCACGUACCUGUUUCCGACGGGAUCGCGCGCGCGACGACGCCGUGUGUGUGGCUUGUGCACUUUGUACCGUAUUUUUUACAACGCAAAAAGAGCACCCGGGUGCACAAGUCGAUGGGUCCAAGUCCCGAUCGAGAUCAACGAUCUGUUCUUCUCUACUUCUCGAUUUGACCGACUCGUCGCGGUGCUUGGAACAUCACGUCGGGGUAUCGGCGAUCUAGAUGGUCAGCUUAUGCCACAUCGAUACGAUAUCGACUCGACUUGGAUGCGAUACCUAGAUCGCUGAUCGGCAGACACCCGGAUGUUCAAUCGGCAUGCAGAAAUCGGCAAAAUGUCAAGCGACGUCGGUAAUCAAUAAAGAAUGCAGCGUUUCUCAGA